UUAGGUGUGUUUUUCCCAUCUCUGUCAAGUCUAUUCUCCAAUAAAGUGCGAGAGAGUGAUCGAGCAUUUACCAACAGUGCAGUGUGCACUGGCUCCCAGGUUGGGACAUUAAUAAUCGGAGCUUUUGGUUCAGUGUUGUUGGACUGGUAUGGCUGGGAGACUGUGUUCUACUUUUCUGGCCUCCCUUCCAUUCUGUGGGCCUACUGUAUGUGGAAAUAUUUCCUUAAAGAAGAAGACCAGAUUAUAUCUUUGGAAAGUUUGGGCAACAGUCUAAUGAAUUCAAAGGACGAUAAAGUCGCAUGGAGAAAACUGUUUAAAAGUGCUCCUGUCUGGGGUGUCAUUGUAGCUCAUGUUUGCAUCAGCGGUACUUUUUUCUGCCUUUUGUCAUGGAUGCCAACAUUCUUCCAUGAUUCGUUUCCUGAAUCUAAGGGUUGGGUUUUCAAUGUAGUUCCUUGGGCUGUUGCAGUCCCAUUCUCUUUGUUUGGUGGCAUUCUGACUGAUCAUCUGGUCAAGCUUGGGUUUGACACCGCUAAGGUGCGUAAAUUAAUGCAGGUGAUUGCCAUGGGAUUAUCCAGUAUCUUUACAGUAUUACUGAGUUACUCAGGCAGCUAUUACCAAUCAUUAAUAUGUAUAUCAGCUAGUUUAGGACUUCAGACCUUCAGUCACAGUGGGGUAACUGUCAAUGUUCAAGAUUUAGCACCAUCCUGUGCUGGUGCACUGUUUGGUAAGUAACAGUUACAAAAACAUUUUGCGUAGCUAUAUAUAUCCUGUACAUUCUGUCAUGUUAAUAAAUUUAUAUCAGAGGUUAAUGAUCAUUGACAAGGCCCAACCAUCAUUCACUUACUUUCUAAACUUGAGCUUACAAUGUGUGAAGUGAUGUGUGUGAAUCUGCUUUUAAUCACUUUGGUACAAAGCAUGAUAAACUGAAUUUAUAGCACAAAAAGGUCAAUCACUUAAUCACAUUAGUACUAAUUCUCUGCAAGGGCAGUUCAGUUAGUUGCACACUAUUUCUGUACCUCAAAUUCCUUAUCUUCAGGUACUUAUCUAAGUGCCCUUUGAAAGCCAGAUUCAAUCCGCCUGCACCAUU
Rhincodon typus (whale shark) is the source of this 1087-nucleotide messenger RNA. It is a transcript of the gene slc17a9b, whose product is annotated as solute carrier family 17 member 9b. The annotation marks the transcript as partial. The record is from RefSeq and is a predicted model, not a curated record. Gene Ontology annotation, biological process: transmembrane transport. Gene Ontology annotation, molecular function: transmembrane transporter activity. The transcript has 8 exons. Lineage: Eukaryota; Metazoa; Chordata; Chondrichthyes; Orectolobiformes; Rhincodontidae.